AUGGCAAGCCUUGUGCAGCAGCAACAGCAAGUAAGUGUUGAAGGUAGCAACCGCAUAGUAGCAGUGAACGUGACACCAUCUAGCAACCUUCACACACCGUCUGAUUACGAUGGCUCCUCAAACAACGAGAAAAGUGGAUGGAGAAAGUUUCUGACAUAUGUAGGUCCUGGUUUCCUCGUCUCCUUGGCUUAUCUUGAUCCUGGAAACUUGGAAACUGAUUUGCAAGCUGGAGCUUAUCACAGAUAUGAGCUGCUGUGGGUGGUACUAAUUGGAUUGAUUUUUGCGCUUAUAAUUCAGUCAUUGGCUGCAAAUCUUGGCGUUACCACUGGCAAACACCUUUCAGAAAUAUGUAAAGCUGAGUACCCAUUAUUUGUCAAGUAUUGCUUAUGGAUAUUAGCCGAGAUUUCUGUCAUAGCUGCAGACAUACCUGAAGUGAUUGGCACAGCCUUUGCCCUGAACAUACUCUUCCAUAUCCCAGUAUGGGUAGGAGUUCUUAUAACUGGCUUCAGCACUCUCGUGCUUCUUGGUGUGCAGAGAUUUGGGAUAAGAAAACUGGAACUGCUGAUAACAAUCCUAGUUUUUAUAAUGGCUGCAUGUUUCUUUGGGGAAAUUAGCUACGUAAAACCACCGGCUUCUGGUGUAUUAAAGGGAAUGUUUGUGCCCAAACUCGGUGGUGGAGCCACAGCCGAUGCCGUUGCCCUUUUGGGUGCCCUUAUCAUGCCGCACAACCUUUUCCUCCACUCUGCUCUUGUGUUGUCUAGAAAAAUACCCAAUUCCGUGCGUGGCAUCAAUGAUGCAUGUAAGUUCUAUCUCAUAGAGAGUGGGUUCGCGCUGUUUGUGGCAUUCCUAAUCAAUGUUGCAGUAGUUUCUGUGUCGGGCACUGUUUGCUCUGCCAGCAACCUUUCAGCAGAAAAUAGUGAUCAGUGCAACGAUCUUACCCUUAACAAUGCUUCUUUCCUUCUCAAGAAUGUGUUGGGACGGUCGAGCUCAACCGUUUAUGCCAUAGCACUAUUAGCCUCAGGACAAAGUUCUGCUAUCACUGGAACCUAUGCAGGACAGUACAUCAUGCAGGGUUUCUUGGACUUAAAGAUGAAAAUGUGGAAAAGAAACCUGAUGACUAGGCUCAUUGCCAUAACACCUAGUCUUAUUGUCGCCAUAGUUGGUGGUUCUUCUGGGGCUGGUCGCUGUAUUAUCAUCGCAUCGAUGAUACUUUCUUUUGAGCUUCCAUUCGCUUUAAUUCCACUCCUUAAGUUUAGCAGCAGCAGUACCAAGAUGGGACCUCACAAGAAUUCUCUGAUUAUCAUUAUCAUCUCAUGGAUACUAGGCUUUGGAAUCAUUGGUAUUAAUGUGUACUACCUCAGUACUGCCUUCGUGAGUUGGCUCAUUCAUAGUAGUCUCCCAAAGGUGGCAAAUGUGUUCAUUGGGAUCAUAGUGUUUCCUCUAAUGGCAGUCUAUGUCAUCGCAGUUAUCUACCUAACCUUCAGAAAAGACACUGUUCAGAUAUUUAUCGAGACAAAGAAUGACCCUGAAAUGCAAACCCACGUGGAAAAGGGACUUUUGAAUGAUGGUCAAUUACAGUUGACUCAUAUUCCUUACAGAGAAGAUUUAGCUGAUAUCCAACAACCAGAAUGGGGAACCUAG
Messenger RNA from Gastrolobium bilobum, 1641 nucleotides. Its product is annotated as metal transporter Nramp7.2-like. The transcript has 13 exons. Gene Ontology annotation, biological process: metal ion transport. Bases 1 to 1641 code for a protein of 546 amino acids. Gene Ontology annotation, cellular component: membrane. Gene Ontology annotation, molecular function: manganese ion transmembrane transporter activity; cadmium ion transmembrane transporter activity. The record is from RefSeq and is a predicted model, not a curated record. NCBI's taxonomy places the organism in Eukaryota, Viridiplantae, Streptophyta, Magnoliopsida, Fabales, Fabaceae.